AACCAAACCUAUGGGGACCCAGUAAGGAAAAAAACACAGAAGACAGUAAAUGAGGCUCCAGGGAAAUUAAGCCAAAGUGGAAGUCCUGGCAGAGUAGGGUAAUAAUUUCCUUUCUGAAUGAGUAACUGUUUAGAAUUUAACCAGGCGAACACGAUUAAACCAAAUGAAUAUAAAUUCUAGGUGCGGUAGUAAGUAAUGAACUGGAGAAAAUGAACAGGGCCUAAUUAACAAGAAAAUAGGAUAUGCCAUAAUGCAUUGAAAUCUAAUGAAAAAUGAGGGUUGAACUUCCCCUUUCAAAAAUUUUCCAGAUGGAAAAUAUCCUUGUUUUACAUCCAGCGUGUUCCAAAAUAUCCAGGGAAUUACAGUUGUUGAGAACUGUACUUACCACGUAAUCAAACAACAUGGGAACGGGGAGCUAUUUCGCAAAACACUGGAGAAGUACCUUAGCUGAGAGAUGGGUGUCCAGAACUCUGCUCAAACAUAAAAGCAGAAGUGCCAUCUUCACAUUAAAGCGUAAUACAGCUGUUUAGAGGAGGAAUGCAAAGCUGCCUGCGUCUGCGCCAUUACAGGAGGCAGUAUUUGGGAUGGCGGAGGCCAUCACACAGAGUAUUGCGGCGAUAAAAGGGAACGAAGCAGCGGAACGCUCAACACUCCAGCCUACACUGCGCUUGCUUCCUUUUUAUUACUAUUACACAGAACAACCGCGCUUAUCCCGCAGGCCGGGCUUCAGCACAGCUCAUGGCAGUCACAACGAAGUUACCUCACCCCGCUGGUCGUGGCUGGGCUCCGGAGCAGGACCCGUGACGUGGCCCCGCGCCGUCGGCGCCUGCGCAGCAGCGAGCGGCGGCCCCGGCGAGCGCGGGCGGCCCGGCCGCGCGAUGGGAGCGGCGGCGGCCGAGGCGGACCGGACGCUGUUCGUGGGGAACCUGGACCCCCGCGUGACCGAGGAGCUGAUCUUCGAGCUGUUCCACCAGGCAGGUCCGGUAAUUAAGGUUAAAAUCCCCAAGGACAGGGAUGGCAAGCAGAAACAGUUCGCGUUUGUGAACUUCAAGCACGAAGAAUCCGUCCCCUACGGAAUGAGCCUGCUGAACGGGAUCAAGCUGUAUGGGAGGCCUAUCAAAAUUCAGUUCAGAUCAGGGAGCAGUCAUGCAUCUCAAGAUGGUAAUUCAUCUUCUUUACCACAUGGAACUGCCAAUACGAGCCCAUCUGGCACAGUACAUCCAGCUUCCAGCAGAUACGAUAAGAGUCCAGAUAAUAUGGUAGCAGCAGGAUUCUCAUCUGUGCAGAGGUCUCUGCCGUCUCCUGAUAACCUUCAGAGACAAGGAGUGAUGCAUGCUGCGAUGCGGCAGCAGUCUCAGUACGGUGGGAAGUAUGAUCACCCCGGCUUUGCUGCCUCCGGGUACCAGCACGGGCACUCGUUUAAUCACUCGUCAGCCUCCCAGAUGCAGUGGCGCCCAGAUGUCGCAGCACUGCGCAAGACCAGGAUGGGCUCCCACCCCUAUUACUCGGACAGUAGGCAUUUUGGCCGAGAACAGCGUUUUGGGGACCGUGGGCCUGACUAUUGCAGGGGCAAAAGGGAUGACUACGGCUUUGAUGACAGAGGCCACGACUCUGGAUCUGACCAUCAUUACCGGGGGAGCAGAGAUGACUUUGUCUAUGAAGACAGGAAUCGUGAAAGCUGGAGCCACGAUUAUGAUAACAGAAGAGAGAACUACAGAGAGGGCAAAUGGCGCCCGUCACGGCAUUAACAAGCGUUCAGUAGGCUUUAAAGAACUUUAAAUCUGUUUCUAACUGAAUCUGUGCAAAAUAAACCCAUCAAAGUUACCAUUUAAUAUUUGUAAAACUACUAGCCGCAGAAUGCUCCAAAACUGGCAUCUUGAUUUUAAAUGUGGUAACUCAACACCUCAGGGCUUUAUGCAAGAAAACAAACGUGCCACAGUUUAAGAAUUAUUGUUGGGUGCUUGUAUUAUAACGAAGAGUGUAUUUUUGUAGUGCAGCUGAAGGAGGCGGGCUCUGUAUCAGGUGUAGGCACACACCCUUUGAAACAGAGCGUAAGGGGUAUGAUGCUUUGUGGCAUCUGAAGCGCGUGUCGAACUGUUUUGAUACAUAAACGAUUCCUUUUGAAUAUUCCUUGCUUUAGAGAAGAACAUUAAAAGUCUCCCUGUGGAUAACCCA
Messenger RNA from Cygnus olor (mute swan), 2175 nucleotides. RefSeq names its product RNA binding motif protein 7 (gene RBM7). Gene Ontology annotation, biological process: regulation of alternative mRNA splicing, via spliceosome. The transcript is spliced from 6 exons. Gene Ontology annotation, molecular function: single-stranded RNA binding. The coding region runs from base 585 to 1748 and encodes 387 amino acids. Lineage: Eukaryota; Metazoa; Chordata; Aves; Anseriformes; Anatidae. The record is from RefSeq and is a predicted model, not a curated record. Gene Ontology annotation, cellular component: nucleus.